AUGGAAGCCAAAUAGAAAGUAUAAUUAGAAGAGACUAAGGAAUCAAUCAGCACCAAUAAUGAUGCCACUUUUGACGGUGUAGAUGAAGACAUGGAGCUUGGUUAGGAAGAUCAAGAGGAAUUAAUGAAGUUUGAGACUGUAUAGCAAUAAAAGGAUAUUGAAUUCGAUAAAGUUAAGAUCUCUGAUUUAGGAGUAAAGAACGAAUAUAGAAGAAUUCCAGUUCCUAGACACAGGUACACUCCCUUGAAGUAAAACUGGGAUAGCAUUUUGAAGACUCUUGUUGAGCACAUGAAACUUCAAGUGAGAAUGAACACCAAGCGUAGAUGCAUCGAAAUCAGAACUUCAAACAAGACAGAAGAUGUUGGAGCAAUAUAGAAAUCAGCUGACUUCCUUAAGGCAUUCAUGUUAGGUUUUGAGAUCUAGGACGCAGUAGCUAUCUUGAGACUAGAUGACUUGUAUUUAGAGACUUUCGAGAUUAAGGAUGUGAAGACACUUCAUGGAGAUCACUUGAGUAGAUGUAUUGGAAGAAUAUGUGGAGAAAAGGGAAAGACUAAGUAUGCUAUCGAAAAUGCUACCAGAAGUCGUAUUGUUGUUGCUGACAGCAAAAUCCACAUUCUUGGUUGCUUCAAUAACAUACAAUUCGCAAGAGACGCAGUCUGCAGUUUGAUUCUUGGUUCUCCCCCAGGUAAAGUCUACUCUAAGCUCAGAACAGUUGGAAAGAGACUAGCUGAGAGAUUCUGA
Stylonychia lemnae is the source of this 741-nucleotide messenger RNA. The record is from the annotation of a GenBank genome assembly. Lineage: Eukaryota; Ciliophora; Spirotrichea; Sporadotrichida; Oxytrichidae.